Crotalus tigris (Tiger rattlesnake) is the source of this 4518-nucleotide messenger RNA. RefSeq names its product transglutaminase 4 (gene TGM4). Lineage: Eukaryota; Metazoa; Chordata; Lepidosauria; Squamata; Viperidae. The record is from RefSeq and is a predicted model, not a curated record. Bases 1769 to 3838 code for a protein of 689 amino acids. Gene Ontology annotation, biological process: peptide cross-linking. Gene Ontology annotation, molecular function: protein-glutamine gamma-glutamyltransferase activity. The transcript is spliced from 14 exons.
AUUAUGUCGAAAAGUAAUGUAAUGUUGUAGUUUUCUAAUGUGUGUAAUAAAAGUUCCUAAUCUUCGAGUGUCUGUAACUGAUAACCAAAUGGAGGUUUAUUUCUGAAUUGCCCUCAUAUAUAAGACUUAUACAUAGAAGUAAGAAGCAAAAAGGAAAAGAGAUUAAAGCUUCAUCAUAAGAAUAAAAGAAAUAGAACUAAUUAAUUUACCCGAAAGCAACUCACUAUGCUUCUCCAUACCUUGUUAUCUUUAUAAACUAUUUUUCUUCAGCCCCAUUCAAGCAUUGCUUCAUAUAUUUCUUUUUAUGCUUGUAACAUCUCACUAUUCAACUUAUUCACAAAUUUCUCAUUCUUCCCCUUCCUCUUGACCCACUCACUCUUCAUGAGUAUACAUGUUUGUGAUUCCAUCUCUAUUGGUUUUGCCUCCUACUGGUCAUUCACUUUUGUUUUUGAGAUUGUUUUCUUAAAGUGCCCUUUAUUUUUUACCCCAUUACCAAACAUAUUUCUUCAAUACUCAAAACACCAAGCAGGAAGAGGAGCCAUGAAUAGAAUAUACUGUAUAUAAUCUUCCUCAACCUCUUUCCUCAAUGCUGUGCUCUAAAAAGAAAAGACUGAAUAUUGAUGUGGAAUUAUAUUAAAAUUUAAAUCUUAGAAUUUAUAUAUUGGUAUCAGAAUUGCCUGGACUGGAUAACACAUUAAUCCUUUCUUCCCUGAUUUGGCCUCCAAACACUUGUGAAUUUCAUGGUCAAACAGGUAGAGAACAUACUUAUGGUUUGCAAAUCAUAAUGGCACAUCAUCCCACACCAAAAAUCAAACAAGAUAAUAUUUAUGUUAAGGAUGAAAAGUUUUUUCUUUCAUUAACAAAUAAAUAUGACUUCCCUUCUGAAAAUUAUUGACACUUGACAAAUAUACUUAAUAUGAAAUAAGAAUUUAGGCCAUUGAGUUUAACCUCCUGUUAAAUACAAGAAGUAUCCAUGACAGAAGGCUAUCUAGCUUCUGCUUGAACACAUUUAUCUAUCUCUUAAAUUUAUAUAUUCACUCAUCUCAUACAAAAUGACUGGACACUUAUAAUUGCAAUGACUUACCACUGUAAUUCUGGAUUCAAAUACAAUUAUAAGUCAAGGACUAUCUGUAUUGCCUGAGAGAAAAAUGUGAAUGCUUUAAAUUGGGUGCCAAACUUGCAACGUCAUGUGAUGUGUGUUGCAACGUAUUGCAACAAUGGGGUGGGCAUGGUUUUGCUAUGAUGCAUCCGGCCCGCAGGCUGGCAGUUUGACACCCCUGCUUUAAAAAGUUGCAGAAAGAUGCUAUAUAUGUUGCCUGCAAAAUGAUACAUGCCUUUCCAAAAUCUGAAAUGUGUAUGGUUCUGUUAUUAAACCUUUGACCUGUUGGAGAAAUUAUGUUUCUAUAAGGAACAAAUGAUUUCUGACAAUCUUUUGUUAGGAAUUAACAUAUUCCAUGCUACAUCUUUUUCAUGUAAUAGCUUCCUUUUAUGAAUGAAAGCUGACUUUCUUUUAUUUCAGAAAAGCCAUUUAUGUAAAUGAUCUUUGUGUAAACUCCUUAAUAUGUUUAAUGUAUUCUGUAAACUUUUAAAGUCAAUCUUAGGUUUCAGUUCCCUCAUUAUAUCCCCACCCAUCAGCAAUGUACACUGACACCAAACCUGAUAAAAGGACAAAUGUUCCUUUGGCCCAUUCAAAAACAGAUAACACGAAACCUGUUACAAUUCCUGCUGCCUCUUGCAAAACUUGCAGGAGCAAAGCUGAAAAAAUACAAUGAGUAAGACAACUGGAGAUCCUCUGAAAGCUGUUGGAGUUGAUUUUCUCAAGGAUGACAACACCCAUCUUCAUCAUACCAAAGAUUUUUCCCAUAGUAGCUUAAUUGUGAGACGUGGGCAGGAAUUUCAGCUAAAAGUGACAUUUAGCAGGGAGCUGCAAGACAAUGACAAAGUCACUCUACAGCUGAGCAUUGGUGAAACACCAAUGCCAUCCAAUGGGACUUUCAUAACCCUGAAUGCAAGGGCACAACAAGAUGCUCAACCAUGGCAUGCUAACAUUUGCCAAACAAAUGGGAAGGAGUGUGUGAUAGCUAUAACCAGCCCAGCUGAUGCAAUUAUUGGAAAAUAUCUUCUGAAAGUGGAUACAAGAUCUAAUAUUUAUAGUCCUACUCCGAAUUUUAUCUAUGUUUUGUUUAAUCCUUGGUGUCAAGCGGAUUAUGUUUUUAUGCCGGAUGAUGAUGAAAGAGCUGAGUACAUCCUCAAUGAUACUGGCUACAUUUAUGUAGGAUCAGUAGCAAAUAUUCGUGGAAGGCCAUGGAAUUUUGGGCAGUUUGAAGAUGAUAUUUUGGAUUGCUGUAUGUACCUUCUGGAGAAAAGUCAGCUCAAGCCAAGUGCUAAAAAGGAUCCGGUGAUCGUCUCCAGAGUCAUGUCAGCUUUGGUUAAUUGUGACGAUGAUUGUGGAAUUCUGUUUGCAAACUGGUCAGGACGUUAUAUUGGUGGCACAGCUCCUUUGGCCUGGACAGGAAGUGUCCCAAUUUUGCAACAAUAUUACAAGACACAAAAAAGUGUCCUAUAUGGUCAGUGUUGGGUUUUCUCUGGAGUGGUUACCACAGUUAUGCGCUGUCUGGGGAUUCCAUGCAGAAGUAUAUCAAAUUUUGUUUCAGCUCAUGAUACAGAGGAAAACCUUAAAGUGGACAUUUAUUUGGAUGAAAAAGGAAGAAAAAUAGAUUCAUUAACAAAUGAUUCAGUUUGGAACUUUCACGUAUGGAAUGAAGUCUGGAUGAAAAGAGUGGACUUGCCCAGUGGCUUUGAUGGUUGGCAGGCAAUUGAUGCCACACCUCAGCAAAGGAGCGAAGGAAUUUUCCAGUGUGGCCCAAGCCCAGUCAAGGCCAUCAGAAAUGGAGAAGUCUACCUUCCCUAUGAUUCUAAGUUUGUGUUUGCAGCAGUGAAUGCAGACAAGAUCUUUUGGUGUGUAAAGAACGAGAAGAGCACAAAAGACUGUGUCAAGCUGUGGGAAGAAAAUAAGGCAAUAGGGAAAAAAAUCAGCACUAAAGCUGUUGGGAAGAACAUCCGUGAAGACAUCACUAUCCAAUACAAAUUUCUGGAAGAUACUCCCGAAGAAAGAAAAGCUGUGGAAACUGCUUGUUCCUACCUUUCAAAACUUCCAAGCCAUGAAUCUAUAUCUAACCCGCUGAAGACAAACCUGAAACUUGGGGUAGAAAAAAAAUAUACUUUGUGGCCUGGACAGCCAGUUGACCUGAACCUCAUUGUAGAGAAUGAAUCUGUGGGGAGUUGGAGUGGCUGCCUUUCUGCUUCUUGCCAGCUUGAAUCUUACACUGGGAAAGUGUAUGCAGACCUUUCAACAAUCAAGCAGAUGGUCCAGACUGAAGGCAAACCAGUUAUUCAAAUACCUUGGAAAAUAUCAGCUGAUACUUACAUGCAAACAAUUAUGUCUACUGAAGAUGAACUUCUGAUCAAAGUCAAUGUUAUUGCUGAAGUUCAAGAAACCAAUGAAAAAUUCACAAAGCAGAUUAUUCUAAAUUUUGAGCACCCACCUCUCAAAAUCGAAAUGGCAGACACUGCAAAGGUUAAUCAAGAUUUUACCUGUGCAUUUAUUUUCAAGAAUACAUUAUCCAUUCCAUUGGAAAACUGCAAAUUGUAUGUAGAAGGCCUGGGCAUUUUUAUAAUGGAAGUAUUUGAUCAAGGGGACAUAGAACCUGGUAAAAUCUUUAAAUCCAAAAUAGUGUGUGCUCCAAAGAAGAGUGGACUGAAGAAGAUAGUGGCCAAACUGAAUUCUACCCAGCUAAAAGAAAUAACCGCGGAAAAGAUUAUUUCCAUCAUUGAAUAGUGAUGACGGUAUUCUCAAAGAUCAUCACUUGGUGGCACUAGAGAUACAUGUUAUAAUUCAAGUCUCUAGAUUUUGCUUGCAGCCUUGAUUGUGGCUGAAAAGAUUAUAAAAGAAUUUAAGUAGUUUCAGGAGAUUAUUAUUUUGAUUUUAUCUAAUGAAGAUUUAAUAGGUUAUUGAAAUAUGCUUUUAUGUUUGCAGAAUUCUGACAAUUUAUAACCACUAAAUAUGUGAAAUCUGGAAUCUGAAGGAAUUAUCUUUGUCUUCCUUUGUGUGAUGCUGGCAAUAUUUAUGCCUUCUUUUCUCAUUUUAUAAUUUGUAACUGUUCCGCACUGUAGUCUAAUUGCUAAUAUGCAACAUGUUACAAAGCUGCAUACAUUUUAUGUUCUUUCAUUUAUAAUAUGUUAAGUAGUAUUGGAUAUAUUAGACUGGCUUCAAGUUUACUUUCCAUGACUAAUGUAACUAAUACAGAUUCCAAUAUUCUUUUCUACACACGUAUACUCUAUGAACAUGAUUAACUAUGAAGCACAAAUUAGUUCCUAAAAAUUCUUUAAGUGUUUAUAUCACCAAAAGUAAAUUAUGUCUCCUAGUUCAAAGUAUAUCUCCAUAUACUGUACUUUCUCUACCACUUCUAGUUAUGAAUUAAUAGUUCCUAUUCAAUAAAAACAUGUUUUCUCAAUCAA